AUGUCAAACCCGGCACCAACUCAGAAUUUGCCCAGUCCAGAGAUUCUCAAACAUAUCGUCGAUGUCCAUUGUCACCCUACGGAUGCUCCAGCGGGAGUCGGAGCUUCAUCGAUGCAGAAUCUUUCCAUCACGGUGUGUGCUAUGUCGACGAUGCAGUUCGAUCAACACAAGGUCAGGGAGCUGGCUUCGUCGUAUCCCGAGAAGGUCGUUCCGUGUUUUGGAUACCAUCCAUGGUUUUCCCAUCUGAUUUGCACGGGCGCAUCACCGUCGUCAUCGUCGUCCAACAAAGAGAAACAUUAUCGCAAUCUCUUCCUUCCCAAUACCGCGCCCACAACUUCGAAUGGUGAUCAAGACUGUGUUCAAAACGACGGCGACCAGGAGAAACGUGCACUCCUCGAAGCCCAAUUCCAAACACUUCUUGCAGCAUUGCCUGAGCCUCGGCCAUUGUCAGCUAUCAUAGCUGAGCUGAGAAAGAACCUGUCCGAUUUCCCCAACGCGAUGCUCGGCGAAGUGGGACUGGACCGCAUAUUCCGCGUGCCUAUCGAUUACUUUGCCUCCCCACGCGUGUUGACGUCGUUCACGAUCCCGCUGGAGCACCAACUCACUGUCUUAGAGGCACAGAUGGAUCUGGCAGUCGAGCUGGGCCGGAAUAUCAGCAUUCACAGCGUGAAAUCGCAGCUUGCGACGACCGAUCUUUUGGCAAAGAUGAGAUCCAAAUUUGGGAACCAAUGGAAUAAUAUCAGUGUUGACCUACACAGCUGUGGGCUCAGUCCACAGACGUGGCGUGAAUUGGAGAAAAAGCAUGUCAACGUUUUCUUGUCGUUGUCGACAGUUAUCAAUCAUAAGCACGCUAACCAUCGGGCGCUGAUAGCUCAGUGCUCAUCGAAUCGGAUUCUUGCUGAGUCUGAUUACAACGAUAUUGAUAUGUGCACACCUCAAACUUGGGAUAUCAUUAAAAUCAUUGGUGAGGUAAAAGGUUGGCCUGUUGAAGAAAAUUGGAUCGACGAAAAUGAAAUCGAAGAAAACGAUUGGGGCGUCGUACGCAGAUUGGAAAAGAAUUGGUUUCGCUUCAAAAAUGGCCAUCACCCACUACCGCCUAAGAAGAAACCCAAGAUGAAAAAUUAUGACACUGAAGAUUCGGAUACUGGGGAAGAGAAGUGA
Messenger RNA from Psilocybe cubensis, 1161 nucleotides. RefSeq lists its product as uncharacterized. The record is from RefSeq and is a predicted model, not a curated record. The transcript is spliced from 3 exons. Gene Ontology annotation, molecular function: hydrolase activity, acting on ester bonds. NCBI's taxonomy places the organism in Eukaryota, Fungi, Basidiomycota, Agaricomycetes, Agaricales, Agrocybaceae. Bases 1 to 1161 code for a protein of 386 amino acids.